Messenger RNA from Mesorhabditis belari, 645 nucleotides. The record is from the annotation of a GenBank genome assembly. Lineage: Eukaryota; Metazoa; Nematoda; Chromadorea; Rhabditida; Rhabditidae.
AUGACAUUGAAGCAGUAUUACGAAGCCGUUAACGGCAAAGGGAUCGAUGUGGAAAAGUUGAGGAUAAUACUUGCUCAAAUACUCGAGGCGCUCAGCUACCUACACAAGAAAGGGAUAAUGCAUCGGGCUAUUCGACCAGAAAACAUUGGUGUUCAAGAAAACAACGGUCGACUCGUACUCAAACUCUUUAACUUUGGUCUGUCCAGAGAGAUAACCGGAGACGAAAUCGAAGUAGCAAAUAAGGUGAGAAGAAGAGGCGGCGAAUGUGCAGUUUUGGACAGAAUAUUUGAAGUUCUUGGUGUGCAGCCUGAUCUAUCUAAAUUGAACCGUGAAGGAUCGUUGUCUGCCGACUUGAAAAGAAAAAUUACCUUGGUAAAUGGAAACGAAGAAGAAGUGAACUCACUUUGCGAUUUAAUCACUCAAAUGUUGUUGGUGGAUCCAAAGAAGCGGCUCUCCGCUGACGUGUGCCUCAAGCAUAAGUUUCUUCGACCAUCCAUGGGCGAGCCCAUGGAAAUUGAUGCUGAAGCUGAUCUUCCAACAACGGUUUCGUUGGAGAAUUGCACCCUGUUGAAGGAUUUGAAAGCCGGCCGCACGAGACUAUCUUUUGACAUUGAUCUGCUCGAUGCUGAGAUUAAGAGAAAAUAU